AUGUCCAAGAAAGAACGGGACUUGAUUCUAGAGUCCAUUGAGGACGAGUUUCGACAGGAUUUGGCGGUCCACCUCUACUCCACGCACCUCUUGCAUGCCAUAAAUCCCUAUUUUCCACGCCGAAAUUGGCUGAACUGGCCGCUCCCGUAUUCUGAAGUUCCGGACCCUCGCAACUUGUUCACCUAUUCAGAUCAACCAAUUGCAAUUUAUAAUGACGAUGAAAGCCAAACCAGGCGAUAUUUGAGACACUCGGGCCCUCGUGGUGUGCUGGAGCCGAGCGAGGAUGUGUCAAAGUACCGAAUAAGAAGCUUUAGUACCACACAAAAACGGUCUGACUCUCGCACCAGUUUGAUGGCAGAAAUAAAGGCUUUAGUGGACCAUCGAAUACACAGUGUGAUCCAUGCUCGGAAUCUGGAUGGAGUUCCGUCUUCAGAAAUCAGUUCUGCGGUCGUGGGCAAACUUUGCAUUGAAAUUGCCAAUAAUUUGGACGACGUUUUGGAGUCGAUGGCAGACAUCGUGGAACGCCGAAAUCUUUCCAGCGACAAAUCUGCUGCUCCCGUCCGCCUCUUGAACUGGCAGGACGUUUUGUUGUGUGCCAGCAAUACUCGCGAAAUUUCUCCCGACCUCCAUGGUAGAUGUGAACUGCUUUUUGAGGAUACUAAUUACAGCUAUGAAUACGAAUCUGAUUUUGAAGAACGAAUAGAAAACGACCUGGACGAGCUAAGCGACCAGGAAAUGAACGAGAUCGAGGAGGCAAGCUCACAAAACUCAGAGACAAGUUCAUCAAACUCAGAGACAAGUUCAUCAGACUCAGAGACAAGUUCAUCAGACUCACCAAAUUCACCAAAUUCACCGACCGACUGUCCCUCGGUUUCAGGUUCACAGAGCUUUAUCUCUUUUCACCAGCAGCACCUCGAGAGACUCAGAAACAUGGAAGCAGUCCCAGCUUACUACAAAAGAUUGGCCAAGAUUGAAAAAAAAAGACAAGUGGAAAAACAAUUCUUCGAAACCAAAAAGAAGCUCUUUCUAAAUCACCAGAAUAUAAGAAAAACCUACGCCAGUUUAAAGUGGGACAGAGCAGUUGAAAAGAAACUGCAGUAUCGCAUUGAAGGCGAAAAUAGUGAGGAAACUCGACGCUUGGCCAUAGAGCAUGGAGGUGUGGGAAUCACUCCAGACGAUUACUUGGAGUGA
Meyerozyma guilliermondii ATCC 6260 is the source of this 1191-nucleotide messenger RNA. RefSeq lists its product as uncharacterized. The transcript has a single exon. The record is from RefSeq and is a predicted model, not a curated record. Lineage: Eukaryota; Fungi; Ascomycota; Pichiomycetes; Serinales; Debaryomycetaceae. The coding region runs from base 1 to 1191 and encodes 396 amino acids.